CUCUAUGGAAGUGCUCGAGCGCAGCGUUCUACUCUCUCCAGCGACUUCUCCUCCCUCCCUCUUGGUAGUCUUCAGGGACAGCGUUAGGCAAGGGCAAGGGCAACAGUAGCGCGCUGGGGAUUUGACUCGACAAUCAAAUUGCACCUCCGCUGGUGGUUGUAUACUCCUGCUCGCUCACUGUCCAUUCCUCAGCAUUGCACGUUCCAAAUGUUCGUACGCUUCUCGUCCUUCUCUUCUCCCUCAUCAAGCGUCCGGCAACAAGUAACCUCGAAUGUUUGCUGAUCACGCAAUACCCUCAUCCUUGCUAUGUUCGUUGCCAUAAGUCGCGAGCUGUAGCUAAUAACUUUGGCCGUGGAAUGGUUCUCUCCCGCCCUCCUCUCUCUCUCUCUCUCUCUCUCUCUCUCCGCCCGCAGCUUGUUUGCUUGCUCUCGCUCUAGCUUUCUUCACUCUCCUUCCUCUGUUCCUCCAUCGGCUGCAUCUCGCUGCACAAUAACGCUUGCAUUGGUCUAUCUUCCUUGUGGCAAUUCGUAUACGGUCAAGAGCGUGUGGAAAAACGAGCAUUUGAGGAUCAGCCAAGAGAGUGAGUACGGGACCGAGAGAGGCGGAAGCUAGAGAAGAGAAGAAGAAUCCAGUGACAGCUGACUGAUAAGUAGAGAGAAGAGAGUUGGUGCGUUUGUCUUUCGUGCGACGAACGGACGCCCGCAAAUCCAUAUACAGACAGAGAGAGAGAGAGAGAGAGAGACAGAGAGAGAGAGAGAGAGAGAGAGAGAGAGAGAGAGAGAGAGAGAGAGAGAGGUUGUUGGCCAGCUGCUUGGUGCCAGAGUAUCUGGGCAAGUGCAUGAUGGUGGAUAUGGCUAGGCGUCUGGGGCCGGGUGUGGUGUUGAUUCUUUGGUGUUUACUAUGUCAAUCUUCAGCGGCUGUCGCCGGCUCUUCCCAGGAUGUGCUGUACGUAUUCGGCGAUUCUUUCGGAGAUACUGGCAAUCUUCCGAAAACAGCGGGCAACGGUGCGAACCCUUGGGCGCUGCCUUAUGGAUGCACUUGGCCCGGGUCGGCUGCAGGGCGGUUUUGCGACGGGAAGAUAAUGGUUGAUUACCUCUCGAGCGCGUUGCAGUUGCCCGACGACUCCGUGGUGCCGUACGUUCAGUGUGAUAGGUACGGGGAGGCCAGUCGCGGUGUGAACUUCGCGACGGGAGGAGCCAGAGUUCUAGGCGGCGGAGAGAACUCUUUGACUGGACAGGCGGCCAAGUUCCUCAAUUUCGUGAAGACAAGAAACUACACAGCUGAUCAGCUUUCCGGGUCUUUCUAUUUGAUCAUCAUGUCUGGCGGUAACGAUUACAGCAAGUGUUUGGAGCGAUCAAACAGACUGGAAGAGUAUGUACAAAUCGUGGUAGACGGAAUGAAGGAAUGUAUGAAUACGCUGUUCCACGCGGGAGCACGAAAGUUCAUUAUAACCAACGUGGGGCCGUUGGGUUGUUUUCCGUCUGCAAGGAACGAGAAGGGCGAGUGCGAUCCUGAUGGCGAUGCCAUACCGCAGCUUCACAAUGCCGCCUUGUCGAAAAUGGUCACGGAUUUCGGUGGGUCCGGCUGCGCAAUUCACAUUCUUGACAUGUGCAAGGCGUUUGCGGAGGUCAUGGAGAACCCCGGGAAGUAUGGGUUUUCCAACGUCAAUGGAAGUUGUACGUUUGCAACGUCAGGACCGUCCUGCGGUAAUGCUGCGGCGGUUGGCGGAAAUGUUACGGAAUCUUGUGCCAACCCCGACAAGUAUUUGUUCUGGGAUGGCUCGCAUCUAACACAAGCGGGUUGGCAGGCUCUCUUCAACUUCUUCCAUUCUGGUUCGGGGUAUACCGUCCCUGAGCCGAACCUCCGGGACACUUUGUUCUGCAAUUCUGGUUCGGGAUCUGGUUCGGGGUCUGGUUCGGGAUCUGGUUCGGGAUCUGGUUCUGGAUCUGGUUCUGGAUCUGGUUCUGGAUCUGGUUCGGGAUCUGGUUCGGGAUCCGGUUCUUCUUCUCCUCCUCCUCCUCCCCCUCCUCCCCCUCCUCCGUCAGGAUCGGGUGGCAGCGAGGGUAAUUCCUCCUCUGGCAAUGGCGGCGAAGGGCAUGCCAACCCUCCUGAUGAACCUCGCGGGGGCCAUCAUCCUGAGCCGGAGAAACCUAAAGUGACUCCUGGCGUCGCUAACAGCACUGACGAGAGCAGUAACGGAAGCACCACCGUCGACAACAUGGGCGAGAAUCAAUACAGCUACGCUCACUUCUAUGUCCAUGGAGAAAAGAAUGCUGCAGGUCGGUUGUCUCCAACCGUCGGAGGAUUGCGGAUUCUCCGCACUUUGUUGAUGACCGCGAUUACGUUCCUUUUGCUUCCAUUCUAUUGUUAAUAUGUAGUUCGAUUGUCCAAGUGUUCCUCCUCCUUUUUUUCCAUUCUUGUUAGAUUUGCGGCUCCAGAACAUGGUUUCCAUGGCUUCCCGGCCCCCUUCCGCUGCCUCCCCCCGCUUGUACGUUUUCCGCUUCCGGACUCCUUGCACCUACGUUGCGGUGCUUUCAUUGCCAGUGCUCUUUUCGUUUUUUGUCUGAGCCAGAAGACCGCUGUUGUUGUUGUGAUAAUAGGUUGGGAUCGCUUAGGUCGUCCGUCGCUCGUCUUCGCGUUCUCGGGUUUGCUCUCCUCUGCACCAUCUCUCCAUCCAUGCUACCCAUUCAUUCCAAUCCGACCGAAACCACUCGUCUCGUCCAUCAAUCCAACCCAUUUCAUCCCAUUCCUCUGUCAUAUCCAUCCUUGUCAUGAAUCAAUCUCGUUACGCUUGGAUCUUAGCCGUCUAUCCGUUUGCCAUCCGUCCAUUCAUCCGUGCAUCUGAGGGAGCUGGAUGCGCGGAGAGGGACUGCCACUCCUUUACUCGCUCAUGGAGACCCUUAUCCACCCCACUUUUCUGCCACUCCUUCAGCAGGAGUGCGAGCUCCGUCUCUGGACGGAGCAAUGAAAAACCGUUUUCUUCUCUUUAGAAGGUUUGUAGACCAAAGAAGAGAGAUGUAGAUAGGUAGAUUGUUACGUUUCUUUCUUGAACGGAUUGCGAAAUCGUGGCGCUUUCUGGAAAUUACUGUAAUUAUUUCCAACAUUCCGGAAAUCGCGCGCUCAUCGUUGCGCAUUCAUAUGCUUCCCUUCACGGCAUCCUCCUUGCAUGUCGUUUGUUUGCAACAACAUCCGUAGGAGGAAAGGCAUGAGGGAGAGAAGGGGUGGUCAUGUGCUUCCCUUCACGGCAUCCUCCUUGCAUGUCGUUAGUUUACAACAACAUCCGGACGAGGAAAGGCAUGAGGGAGAGAAGGGGUGGUUGACGAUAAGGAGCAGGUGCGGAAGGUUUUCACUGGACCCACGCCACAGAAGAUCAUUUUUAAUCUGAAUCGAAUUUGAUCUCGUUUUUCAAAUCAUAACGUUAUAUGCGCUUGUUUUUCCAUUUCUCAAAUCAUGACGUAUGACGGAAACUGCAUGUUUAAUGCACGCUGUAAAACCCCUUUUCUUGCCAAGUGUUCUGACCCCGUAAGGUUGUUCAUUUGACCUUCAAGAAGGCUUGUUGCAGCUCGUUUUGUGUUUUAUUCGGUCUUUUUUGAAUUUGGGUGCGUUGUUGCGUGGGGUCGAGGCGGCGGCGCGGGAAAGGGGGGUUGAGAGAGGAGGGGGGUUGAGGCAGGAUUAAGAGAAGAAACUUUUUCGGUUUUGCCUGCUUCUUAACAAUAUCUUGAGGUGCUGCGUUAUCAUUUUGCCUUCGUUUCCAUCUGCAGCUCAAUCCUUGAUUCUACAGUAGGAAUUUUGAAAAGAUGUUUCCCUUCAGCACACUGAAAUUGCGCUAGUUUCUUUUGCUUUUUGUCGGAUCGUUUGCAUCCUUGCCUUAUUUGCUUGACCCUUCGCAAGGGCCGACUCCUAUUUAACAAUCAUUGGCGCCCGUUUUGUGGGGAGUUUGUCUUCCUUUCUGCAUCACCUCUCUCUAAUGUUUGAAAUGAUCAGGUGCUUUGUGUGAGGAUUUCAAUGAAUAUUACUCCGGUUU
Messenger RNA from Chara braunii, 4024 nucleotides. Lineage: Eukaryota; Viridiplantae; Streptophyta; Charophyceae; Charales; Characeae. The record is from the annotation of a GenBank genome assembly.